Molecule: messenger RNA, 3154 nt
Organism: Tuber aestivum (summer truffle)
Lineage: Eukaryota; Fungi; Ascomycota; Pezizomycetes; Pezizales; Tuberaceae
Source: the annotation of a GenBank genome assembly
GCUGCAAACUUGUCCAGCCAACCUUGCCUUCCCUUCCCUUUACACUAACCCUCCCUUCCUUCGAGUCAAUCCUACCUUUGGCCUGCUGAUCAAUAAUAAUUCACGGACUGGCACAUCCAAGCAACCAGACCAGACCAAACCGGCCUGGCUUUGAAUUUUUUUAUUUUUUUUCCUCGGCGACCAACUCACUCACUCUCUCACCUUCACAUAAACACUCUCAUUCAUUUUAUUAUUUUCUCCUGUGAUAUUCACUUCCGUUCUUUCUCUCUGCCUUGCGGUUUAUUUGUUUAGUGUCGAAUAGGGACAUCGCUCGCUUCAACGGUUUUGGGUGAAAGGGGAAGAAGGAAAAGAAGGGAAGGCGAAGGAAAGGGUAGGGAGAAACCAGUAGAAGGAUACUGGUAUGUUACGGGGCCUCUAAGCAUUGGAAAACGAAGGAGAGGAAGCAUCUCGAUUGAAUCGGGACCACCACAUUUGGUUGGGAGAGGAACCGACCGACAACGGUUUAUUAAUCGAUCAAUACCCCUCCCCUCUUUUACCUUCAUCCUCUCCUCAUCCUCCUCCUCCUGAGGACGGAAGACAGAUACGGAAUUAUAUCCCUUGUGAAAGCUGGAUUUACGAAAGCUGGGUCAAUAAUAACGAGAAAGCCGUCCUCGUCGCCCCGAGUGGAAAGCUCGAAGAACUGUGAGGGAUGAAGGUCUCCGAACACCGCUACCUCCUCCCUCCAGUCCUUCUCAGCAUCCACCUCCUACUCCUUUUGCCUCUCAUCAUCGCCCCGAAAGACCUCCGACCCCUACCCGGCCACGAACACGAACAUAACCUACACCUCCCUCCAGAGAAGCCAAGAUGUAGGAGCUAUACCGGCGGACUAUUCCCACGGUACGCAAUCCCACUAGGAACUCUCGGGUUUGUGGUGGUGUAUGCAUUGAAGCAGUUUGCGGGGAAGGUGCCGUUGCCAAAGGGUCCACGGAGGCAGAGGCUUGCACAGGGAAUUGAGUUGGGUGUGCUGUUUAGCAUGGGGGUUGCGGAGGAGGUUCUAAGGUGGGGCUUGGUAAGGGUUUUGGUGGGGCUGGAGGGGGGUGCAGGAGGUUAUAGGGGGCAGGCUGCCUGUUCUCUGGUAGAGUGGAUUGCUGGUGGAGACGCUGGGGUCGGUGGGAGGGUGUGUCCGUCGAUUUGGGAAGGAGUGUACCUUAUGGGGUGGGUAUGGAGCUUUAUUGAGUGCGUGGUGAGUGAUCUUUCGUUUGGCUGAUGAAUUUUUCACCAACUAGUCGCCGAAUACUUCCUGUCCCAAUCAUUACUGCCCUGGGCUUUACCUGCAACCAAGGCUAACACUUGAUAGUUCUCCUGGUGGACUCUCCGUCCCCUGUACCAUAGUUCAACCUCAAGUUCGAGCACAACCACAUCACCGAUCCCAAAACGUUUCCUAUUCUCUCGUGCCGUUGGCCGGCCUUUGCUCGGAAAACGCAUAAGAUCUGACUCAAACUUGGGCCCCAGUGAAGACUCUUCGGAGAGCCGCGGCCUUUUCAGCACCUUCUACCGCAAGAAACGCGGCAUUCAACCAGCCCGCCGAAGCCAUGGUUGUCAUGACGGUGAAGAAGGAGUAGUACAAUUUGCCGAUCCGGCCGCAACGACUGGGAUGGAGAGUGGGAGCUCACGAACAGCAUAUGACGAGCCGAUUCUUGGGAUUCCGGGUGGGAAGCAAGCGAAUGUUGUUGACGAAUUAAUUCCAAGGUUGGAAGAGGUUCGACGGGGUGCUGGCGAUGAGGAAGAAGGAAGGGUGAGGGCUGGAGUAGAUAGUGGGGACGACUACGGCGAUGACGAAGAAUCCGAUUCCGCCUUUAGCUCAAUUAGAUCCUCUAUGGAUAGCACCACAUAUCGAGCACAAACCCCACUGCUUAGUUCCUCACUCCCCUAUGAUCCGAAUCAGCAACACCCCCAUCACGAAUCCCAAGCAUUGCUCCAGUCGUCGCAAAUCCCGGUAUCCUACAAUACUAUGACGCACCUGCCACCGUCCCCUCCCCACCACCAAUCCUCGGACCACGAAGGCAUGUUCGGUUCCCAACCCUCAUACCUAGCUGGCCCCUCCUCUUCCACCGCAACAAUAACUCACCUCCAUCGCCCCAGCCCUCCUCGUCGGGGGCCCACUGAUCUAGGGACCCACAACUUUUCUGCCCGCCGCGGUACACGGAAAGUAUAUGGUCUCAGCAUAAACAGCCUACCACCCUACCUUCCCAUUAUGUGGCGUGCGACAGCACUGCUUAGACACUUAUCCAACGUUCUGAUAUACGCGUGGGCUCCAGCAAUUGUCUACCAGGGAAGAUUCCAAUGGUGGGGGCUGGUGGUUCUGCUCCUUCUAGCUGGCAAGCGUGGGUGGUACACUGUUGAAUGGUUCAGCGGUGGAGCUUCUAGAGUCGGAUUGGUCAAAUCGUCGAUUAUGACCUUGGUCUUGGCCACGGUGAUUUAUCUUUUUGGGUUGGGAGUUUGGGGAAUAAUCUACUGAGGAAUUGUUAUUUCAGCUCUGGAGAGGGGAUGGACGAAGGUUAUGAGGAUUUUUUAAAGGGUUUUGGCAGUUGCACUGGUUUUUGCGCUUGGGUCUCCCCCUUGUGCUCUAUUCGUUGUCUAUUUUAUACCCCUUCUUUGUAUCAUGUAUUUUUUAUUUUUUCCACAUUUCAUUCCACCCUUUCGCCGAGGGGUGAUCACGCACGCUCAUUGUCAAAAGUUUCGUUUUUUUCUCCUUGUCUUUCUCUUGUCUUCUCAUUUUACCUUUCUUUUCACAUGAUACAUCUCGCAAAUCUCCAUUCACAUCAUGGCCAAAAACGUAAUGCCUGCACAUGUAAAAUUAGGGUUUUGUUAUACCUUCUACUACUUCCUCUUUUUUCUUCUAUUUUUUUCUUCUCGCGGCAGAAGGAUUGUCACGGUUGGGUUUGGUUGGUUGGGAUCUACGGGCAAUAGUUUGAGUCAGCUCAAUCGGGUUAAGCUAGAUUACCGGUACAGGCUGAGAAUUCAUUACCGGUACCGGUAGCUAAGUUCUAAUACCGGUAUUCAAAAUUACCGUAUUGCAUUGUUAGAAGUUGGUGAGCUGCUCAAAUAAGUUACGGUACUGAGUGCGUGAGCUGGACGGCUAAGUAAAGAGCCCCUGUGAUUUGGUAUCACAGAA